AUGUUUACACACGAUGAUCAUGGAACAGGAGAAUAUCAAUAUUCAUCUGUGUCUCGCGAACUUUUGAUUCUUUACGCUACAGAAACAGGUACAGCUCAAGAGGCUGCUGAUCGCAUUGCGAGGGAAUGUCGAAGAGUCCAUUUUCACUGUCGUGUGCAGAGCAUGGAUGCGUAUCCACCAGAAACAUUGAUUUCGGAACACUUGGUCAUCUUCGUGGUUUCGACCACUGGCUGGGGAGCUGAACCCAGAGCCAUGAGUUCAUUAUGGAACAUGUUGCUAAGGUCUGAUCUCCCAGAUGACCUAUUCGAGAACAUGGAUUUCUGCGUGUUCGGCCUUGGAGACACGGCUUAUGAGAAAUUCUGUUGGCCGGCGAAGAAGCUAUCGAGAAGGAUGCAAAGUUUGGGAGGGUAUGAAAUUUGCUCACGGGGAGAGGGAGACGAACAGCAUCGCAUGGGGUGUCUCUACCCACUGCCGCACGAGCAGGAUAAUGUUCCUGCUGGUCGACCACCACCUCGCGUAUCCUUGAAUAAUAUAGGAUCUGAUACGUCGCUGAAUCCAGAUCCUCUAGAUGAAGACACGAAGUUUUAUACAGCUUCGGUGAAGUGCAACAGACGGAUCACUGCGGAAAAUUGGUCUCAGGACGUACGCCAUUUUGAGUUCUCCUUCGAAGACGAUAUAAAAUAUAAUCCUGGAGAUGUUGCUCUGCAUCAGAGGUCGACUCUUUUUUUCCUUGUCACCAUGGGCUGGGCGAAUGUUGCCGACGAUUUUUUCACAGUAGAACACACAAUGUUAGAUCAAACGUUGCCCGACCAUCUACCGAAAAUUGUUUCCCUUCGAAUUCUAUUUACACGCUAUCUCGAUUUUAAUGCUCUCGAACGCGAAAAACUUGAUGAAUUUGUAUCGAUAGAAGGAGCGGACGUGCAGGACGAGAUGUAUGAUUAUUGUCAACGCGUGAGACGUACGACCUGGGAGGUCUUGUCCGAGUUUCGGCCCGCAAGGAUACCGGGAGAGUAUGUCUUUUACUUGUUCCCUCCGCUGAGACCGAGAGAGUUCUCAAUUGCUAGUACCAUCGAGUUCCAUCCCCGUGAAAUCCAUCUCUGUGUUGCUAUAGUACGCUAUCGCACGAAGUUGAAAAAUCAUCGGAAAGGUGUCUGUACUAGUUAUCUAUCAGGGCUUCAAUUAGGAGAUACCCUUCGUAUCGGCCUCAGAAAAGGCUUUAUUUCACUUCCUACGAAUCCAAACACACCAGUGGUGUGUGUGGGUCUAGGGACAGGCAUCGCACCUAUGUGUGCCGUCAUCGAGCAACGCAUAUACAAGGGACACACUAAUACUACCUUAUACUUCGGUUGCCGUUCUGCACACAAGGAUCAGCAUUAUCACACGGAAUGGGAAUCUCAUGCGGAAGAACGAAAACUCCGCUACCGUGUUGCGUGUUCUCGUGAUGGACCAGAGGGCGUCAAACGGACGUAUGUGCAAGAUCUGAUGAAAGAGGAUGCACAGUAUAUUUGGACAAUACUGGGGCAGCAACGAGGCAUCCUUAUCAUCUCAGGUUCUUCGAACAAAAUGCCUAGUGCCGUCCGUGAAGCUGUGGGAGGUGCAGUGGAGAGGUUUGGAGGAAAGUCGAAUGCCGAGGCUGUGGAGUAUGUUUCUGCGAUGGAGAGGGAGAGACGGUUGAUUGAGGAAUGUUGGAGCUGA
Suillus fuscotomentosus is the source of this 1695-nucleotide messenger RNA. Its product is annotated as riboflavin synthase domain-like protein. The record is from RefSeq and is a predicted model, not a curated record. Lineage: Eukaryota; Fungi; Basidiomycota; Agaricomycetes; Boletales; Suillaceae. The transcript is spliced from 12 exons. Gene Ontology annotation, molecular function: flavin adenine dinucleotide binding; oxidoreductase activity; FMN binding. The coding region runs from base 1 to 1695 and encodes 564 amino acids. Gene Ontology annotation, cellular component: cytosol.